This is a messenger RNA of Mycena indigotica, 924 nucleotides long. RefSeq lists its product as uncharacterized. The coding region runs from base 28 to 924 and encodes 298 amino acids. The transcript has a single exon. NCBI's taxonomy places the organism in Eukaryota, Fungi, Basidiomycota, Agaricomycetes, Agaricales, Mycenaceae. The record is from RefSeq and is a predicted model, not a curated record.
CCUCAACGAGCCUGCAGCUCAUGCAUCAUGGCUGCGGGCAACUUGAAACCUCCGACAACAAACCUACUUUCCCAUGACGAGAGGAGGAGGAUUAUCCAUUCCGUUCGCAAGAUUGGCGCGAUAACAGGCUCGACUCCGAUCGUUCAAGACGAGCUUCACUUGUUACCUGCUAUGGAAAUCAUUCUUCCAGCUCUUGCUCGGCGGUCAUCCAAGCGUGAAGGAGUUGUGAUGCCCUCCGAGACGUCUUCUCUCGAUACGGAGCUGGGCAAGAAAGUUGAGGUGCAACACCGGCCACCCAUAGCCAAACUCUGCCUCGCGCCCGACUUGCGCAAUUCCAUCUCCGACAUCACACGCCUCCGGCUUAUUCUCACUCUCACCCAACCAACGGCCCAAUCCUCUUCGUCUACUGAUACCCAUGAAGAUGACGACGACGCAGAUUCGGUGCUCCAACAAUCGUUAAAUAUCCUUAUUUCGACGACCCCUUCCGACUCGGAACAUGCUGCCCGACGCAAGAAGAUGGUCAAACUGGGUCAAAUACUUGGCCAUUCAGUCCCAUCUGCCGCUGCAUUCCCCUCAGCGAUGCCAGAUCGCUCGCGGGCGUGUGACAGGACUAAACGGCAUUCACGUCGUCGCUCCCGCUCUGUCCCGCCUCCCUCUGCAUACCCUUUCGCGGAAACUAAAUCCGGGCCUACAAAAUUAGUCCGCAAGCCAUCUGUUGAGCAAAAACCCCUCCCAGCGCUCACCGUAGACAUCAUUUCCCGACCUCGUCCCCUGAUACCCAUGUCUGGUCCAUGUCCCCCAUCGAAAAACAGCUAUGCGGAGUUAAGGUCGCGGCAAAGCACCGUUUCCUCCCUCAGUAAAGCUUCUUACGGUCUCAAAAGACGAGCCCGGGAAACGUCGUCUCACAACACAUCGGAAUCCUAA